UGUGUAACUGUGUGCAAGCACAAAAGGUGGUUAACUUGGAAAUUGAGAUUAUAAUCAAACACAGCAUGGGAGAGGUCUUAACUGAACAACAGAUUGCUGAGUUUCAGGAAGCUUUCUGUCUCCUUGACAUGGAUGGAGAUGGCUGCAUUACCAUUGAAGAACUGGGGACUGCGCUCAAAUCAUUGGAUCAGCAUCCUACGGAAGAAGAGCUGCAGAACAUGAUAAGCGAAAUCGAUGCUGAUGGGAACGGAACCGUAGAGUUUGGGGAGUUCUUGCAUCUCAUGGCAAGAAAAAUUAAGGAAAAUGAGGCGGAUGCAGAAUUGAGAGAAGCUUUCAAAGUUUUUGACAAGGAUCAGGAUGGCUACAUUUCACCUAAUGAGUUGAGGCAUGUGAUGAUUAAUCUUGGAGAAAGACUGACUGAUGAAGAGGUAGAGCAAAUGAUCAGAGAAGCAGAUUUGGAUGGUGAUGGCUUAGUCAAUUAUGAUGAAUUUGUUAGAAUGAUGUUAGCAUUUUGAUUUUGAUCCAUCGCCAUCUGAUUCUAAACCACACAUAUAUUGAUAUCAGUGCAUGAGUUGGUCAAAUAAUAAAGUGACGUCGUUUUGAUUUUUGUACAUUUUCGGUUUCUAUUUGUACUGGGCCUUGCUCUUAUAAGAGUCCAUUUCUAUUCA
Messenger RNA from Prunus avium (sweet cherry), 668 nucleotides. RefSeq names its product calmodulin. The record is from RefSeq and is a predicted model, not a curated record. NCBI's taxonomy places the organism in Eukaryota, Viridiplantae, Streptophyta, Magnoliopsida, Rosales, Rosaceae. Gene Ontology annotation, molecular function: calcium ion binding. Gene Ontology annotation, cellular component: myosin II complex.